CUACCAUUUUGCGCGUCAGAUCACAGGGCACACCAGCGUCAGUAUCCGUUUUUUUAUUGAGUGCAUAAAAAGAUCGUGCAUUUCAAAUGGAAUCCGUGCACUAUCGCACAAGUAACCACAAGUGACCUCUGUAAAUUGUUUGGUAUUCUCUGCUCAGCAUAGCUUUCGUCGAUGCAACUUACUUUGAUGUCAGCGAUCGUCAGUGAUGGACGUAAAAUUUGAAUUUUGAACGUUAGGAAGCUGACCUGAUUUACGUGUUUGCAUACACUGUUCUGUUUGGCGUCGGUAUUUGAUUUCAUAAGAAAAGCGAUGUCGUCUGCUCAGAAUGAUGAACUGCCAGAAGAUGUGUGUUUGGUCCGCCCGGGAUGCCCAAGAGAAUAUCAAAGUGCUGUUGAAAAUUUAUCUAGACGCAUGCUUGAGCACAUUGCUGCCCGAAAUGGAAAGCCUAAGAAGUGGACUAUUGAAGACUUCGAGAUAGGAUGUCCGCUAGGCAGAGGUAAAUUUGGCAGAGUGUAUUUGGCCCGUGAUAAAUAUUGUCAUUUAAUUGUGGCCAUCAAAGUGUUAUACAAGUCAGAAAUAAGGGAGCAUAGAGUUGAACAUCAGGUGCUGAGAGAAAUCGAGAUUCAAACUCAUCUGAAGCACCCCAAUAUCUUACGCCUGAGAACCUACUUCGAUGAUGAAAAACGGAUAUAUCUGGUGCUGGAUUAUGCAGAAGAAGGAGAGCUGUACAGAUGUUUGCAGAACUCACAAAAUCAUAGAUUUUCUGAGAGGAGGGCAGCAAAAUAUAUUUAUCAGGUUGCAGAUGCUCUGAAUUAUUGUCAUCUGAACAAAGUAAUUCAUCGAGAUAUCAAACCAGAAAAUCUCUUGCUCAUGUCAACUGGUGACAUCGUUCUUGCAGAUUUUGGCUGGUCUGUUCAUGCCCCAUCUUCCAGACGCAAAACCAUGUGUGGAACUUUGGAUUACUUGCCUCCUGAGAUGAUAGAAGGCAGAACAUAUAAUGAGUAUGUGGAUCAUUGGUGUGUUGGCGUGCUGUGUUACGAGUUUCUGGUUGGGAGACCACCAUUUGAAUCCAGCGAUACAAAUAAAACAUACUCCCGUAUACAAAAUGUGGACCUAAACUUCCCUAACUGUGUGGCAGAAGGAGCAAAAGACUUAAUCAGCAAGUUACUUCGUCGAUGCCCCAGUGAGCGCCUGCCAUUGCCAGAUGUCAUGAAACACCCUUGGAUUGUGAACAACAGAGAAAAAUAGAUGAACUGUUGCAUGUAUGACUUCUGUGUAUUUGUAACUGAAAAAUCAGUCAGCUGAAAUGAAGUAUGUGUCAUGACUAUCUCAAUUGUCACUCCAUAAGGUAACUGAUGUGAACUCCAGUUUCUUUUGUCAUGCCUUAAUUCUAACUUGGUUAUAUGAUAAACAGUAUUGCAUUUUAAACUUGUAAUUUUACAUACAUAUAUAUUUCAUUUCAUUUCAUUUAUUUACAUGUCAGAAAUCCUUUACAAGGUCAUAAGACUCAGGAUAUAGACAAUAGUCCAAUAUAACAAUUAAAUAUAAUAAUUACAAAAAAUAAUAAUACAUGUUAAAAUAUUUAUGUAAACAUAAUUUUAAAAUUAUAAAACUUGUAAUUUAACUUUUCAUUAAUUAAGUAUUUAAUCCCAAUGAAAUCAAUUAUCAAUCUUCUUAACUGUGUAAUCAAAAAAUUCAUCAAUACAAUAAAAUGAAUGUAAAUGGAGAAAUUGUAAUAGUGCUUUCUUGAAUCGAUUUUUGUUUUUGGAUAACUGUUUUAUUUUGCGUGGAAGACUAUUAUAAAUUUUGAUUCCAAAAUACUGUGGACCUUUCUGAAAUGCUGUUAGAUUUGACGAGGGGAGAUGCAAAUUUGAACUAUUUCUUGUUACAGUUGUAUAUAUAUCUGAAUUUUCUGCAAAUAAAUCCAUAUUAUUAACUACAAACAUCAUCAAAGAAUAUAUAUAUUGAGAGGGCAGUGGUAAUAUUUUCAAUUGUCUAAAGAUUUUUUUACAUGAAUCUCUGUUUCCAGCUCCCACCAUUAUUCGAACAGCUCUCUUCUGCAAUUUAAAAAUGCACAUACUGAGAGUUCUAUGUCCCCAAAAAAUCAAACCGUAAGACAUCACUGAGUGGAAAAAGGCGUAAUACACCAUUUUAAGGGCAUCAAUAUUUAAAUACUGUUUGGUUUUCCUAAUUAUGUAACAGGCUUUAUUUAAUUUACCUAUAAUUGAAUCUAUAUGCUUUUUCCAAGAUAUAUAUAUAUAUAUAACUACAACAACAGAUUUCCAUACCAGUGGCAGAAUUUCUCUCUUGCAGCAGAAAUGUCAUUUCAAAAUUGAAGAGAUGGAUUCAUUUUAAUAUAUUGUAAGUCAAUUUGUACAUCUUAUAGCAAUGCCUGAACUUAAGUCUCAUUUUUAACCCCUGUUUGAUGACUGAUGGGAGAGUUUCCAAGGUCUUAUUCAUGAGCCAGUAAUAUGAAAUGUGAGAUGCUUUUCAGACUAUUGUGUGUGUGUAAAUCCUUCAAGAAAGAGUCAAGUGAUGCAUGUGCCACGGAUAUACUGAUAGCAAACUCAAAGUGAAGCAUAAAUUGAUGUCAAAAAGAGAACAGUUUUCCUCCUCAGAUGUUCCUAUUCUAUGUGGGUCAUCUAGCAUUGAGACCUCUUUUUCUCUGCCUUCUCAAAGCUGAUGCUCGUUUUCCUCCCAUGCCCUUCCUUUCUUCUACACGAUAUCUUUCCUAAUUUGUUCCUAUCUUGAUCUUUCUGUUGGGAAUCUUAUUUUAGCUUCAUAUUCAGAACAAGAGCCAGGAUAGCCCAGUCAGUAGAGCAACUGGCUAUGGGCUGAAUCUUUAUGUUCCAUGGAAUGUUGGGAAAUUCUUGAAUGGCUAAGCAACUGGCACCUUCUCAAGAAGGGCUCAGCUCCAUAAGGUUAGUUAUGUCCCAACCAAAUCACUCAUUACAUUAUGUACCGUGGAAGUGACUACUGACAUGGAAGAGUGUUUUAUGUUAUCCUUCACCUUAACUGAGUAACUGCGAUACAUGCGGAGGCUUGAAGGGGAUAAGAAGUAUGGUCUUCCGAGUCGUAAUGGUCUGUAGUUCAGAGAGAGCCCAAUGUUUUAGAGAAAGAUAUCACCUCUAUCUUCAGGGUCUAAGAAAAGUGAAUAAAUUGUAUUUGAUUUGACAGUUUUCACCAGUUCCAUCUUUUGGUGGGCAAAGAUUUGUACAUUCAUAUUUGACAGAAAUAAUAAAAUCUCAUUCACAGACA
Molecule: messenger RNA, 3258 nt
Organism: Cryptotermes secundus
Lineage: Eukaryota; Metazoa; Arthropoda; Insecta; Blattodea; Kalotermitidae
Gene: aurB
Product: aurora kinase C
Exons: 1
Coding region: 310-1248 (312 amino acids)
Biological process (GO): protein phosphorylation; mitotic spindle organization; regulation of cytokinesis
Cellular component (GO): spindle midzone; chromosome passenger complex; spindle pole centrosome
Molecular function (GO): protein kinase activity; ATP binding
Source: RefSeq, a predicted model, not a curated record